Melitaea cinxia (Glanville fritillary) is the source of this 1620-nucleotide messenger RNA. RefSeq names its product myrosinase 1-like. The record is from RefSeq and is a predicted model, not a curated record. The coding region runs from base 39 to 1562 and encodes 507 amino acids. NCBI's taxonomy places the organism in Eukaryota, Metazoa, Arthropoda, Insecta, Lepidoptera, Nymphalidae. Gene Ontology annotation, molecular function: beta-glucosidase activity. The transcript has 6 exons. Gene Ontology annotation, biological process: carbohydrate metabolic process.
UAGUAGUUGUUUGUACACUUUCGUCGGUACAUAACAAUAUGAAGCUUAUAUUGUAUAUAGGUUUGAUAAUAGCGGCGUGCCAUGCGCACCCGAGGCAAGAAAGGCGUUUCCCGGAUGAUUUCUUGUUCGGCACAGCCACUGCCGCUUACCAGAUUGAAGGAGGAUACAAUGUUGACGGCAAGACAGAUAACAUUUGGGACCACAUGACUCACACCAAGCCUCAUGUUAUCAAGGAUAUGAGUAAUGGAGACAUUGCUGCCAACUCUUACUACAACUACAAACGUGACGUUGAAAUGAUGCGAGAGCUUGGAAUUGAUGCUUAUAGAUUUUCUUUUUCUUGGUCCAGAAUUUUACCUAAUCCGCUAGCCCCUUACAAUGUCAACCAGGCUGGCAUUGAUUUCUAUAACAAUUACAUCAAUGAAAUGUUGAAAUACAACAUAACACCCAUGGCUACACUCUAUCACUGGGAUUUGCCACAGAAGUUGCAAGACCUUGGUGGAUUUUUGAAUCCACUGUUCCCUGAAUGGUUUGAAGAUUACGCCCGAGUUGUUUAUGAAAACUUCGGUGAUAGGGUCAAGCUGUUUAUUACUUUUAACGAGCCUAGGGAAAUUUGCUUCGAAGGUUAUGGGUCAUCUACCAAAGCUCCCAUCUUAAACGUUACUGAUGUCGGUACCUAUCUCUGUGCUAAGUAUCUCCUAUUGGGUCACGCGAAAGCAUACUAUGCUUAUGUAAAUGACUUCAAACCGACUCAACAAGGUCAGUGCGGUAUUACCAUUAGUUCGAACUGGUUUGGUCCAUUGACAGAUUCUGAAGAAGAUCAAUUUGCCGCUGAACUUAAACGACAAGCUGAAUGGGGACUUUAUGCCGACCCGAUUUUCUCCGAAGAAGGCGGCUUCCCGAAGGAAUUAUCAGACGUCGUUGCAAGAAAAAGUUUAGAUAUGGGUUACAAAGAGUCACGUAUGCCAGAAUUUACUGACGAGGAAAGACAAUUAAUCCAAGGAAGUGCAGAUUUCUUCGGAGUAAACCAUUACACUGCAAGUCUUAUAUCAGCAACUGAAUAUAAAACAUUCUAUCCCGUUCCCUCAUUGUAUGCUGAUAUUGACGUUGGUAUCUACAGACCACCAGAGUGGCUUGAUUCUGCAUCAGAUUGGUUAAAAUUCGCACCAAACAGCGUUUACAACGCGUUAACUUUUCUGCACAAUAAAUAUCCGAACACUGAAUUUUACAUAACAGAAAACGGUUGGUCUAACUAUCCAGAUGCAGGACUAAUAGACGACGACAGGAGUACGUACUACAGAGCAGCAUUGAACAGUGUUUUAGAUGCUCUUGAAGCUGGAGUUAACAUUAAAGGCUACAUGGCAUGGAGCUUAAUGGACAACUUCGAAUGGAUGGAAGGAUACGUAGAACGUUUCGGCUUAUACGAAGUAGACUUCACGAGCGAAGCCAAAACUCGCACGCCGAGGAAAUCUGCGUUCGUUUACAAGGAGAUCGUAAGGUCCCGCGUGAUCGACCCUGACUACGAACCAGAAAACCUGACCAUGUGGAUCGACGAAGGACAUUAGACAAUUUUGUUUCAUGAAGACUGAGAAAAUAACUUAUUUAAAUAAACCAUUUAAAGUA